Molecule: messenger RNA, 426 nt
Organism: Chaetura pelagica (chimney swift)
Lineage: Eukaryota; Metazoa; Chordata; Aves; Apodiformes; Apodidae
Gene: TP53I11
Product: tumor protein p53 inducible protein 11
Exons: 6
Coding region: 1-426 (141 amino acids)
Source: RefSeq, a predicted model, not a curated record
AUGGCAGCUAAAGGCCAGACUGACUUGGUGAGCCGGCUGAAGACGCGCAAGAUCCUGGGGGUCGGCGGGGAGGACGAUGACGGCGAGGUCCACCGCUCAAAGAUUAGCCAAGUACUGGGAAAUGAAAUCAAGUUUGCUGUCCGGGAACCACUGGGGCUCAGGGUCUGGCAGCUGGUUUCCGCCGUCAUGUUCUCUGGGGUCGCCAUCAUGGCCCUGGCUGUCCCUGACCAGCUGUACGAUGUCAUCUUUGAUGAGGAACCAGCAAGCAGCAAGACUCCCAUCCGGCUCUACGUUACCACUGUCUCCCUGGUUGAGAGUAGCCGGAUAGCCACAGGUGCCAUCCUCCUCCUGGUCAGCCGAGUCCUCUUCAUCCUCAUCAGCGUUUAUUAUUAUUACCAAGUUGGACGCCGUCCCAAGAAAGUCUAA